CAAAAUCGUAACUUUUGAUGAACCCAUCAGAUGGCAGCCAUUUAGCCAGAAAUCUAAGGAAAGAGAGGCCUCCAAGACCCAGCCAUGAACAUGAGAAGGGGGUUCCAUACAAGCAGAUAAGAAAACAGUUUUAAUGAAAUGCUGUAUACCACGUGUGGACCAGUGUGAGGGCAUAGAGCAGCUGGGAGCAGCAGAAACAGGAGAGUUUGCACCCACUCUGGCCUCUUCACCAGCGCUCACUGGGGGCUUGUGGUUAAGAAUGGGGCAGAGUGGGAGACUAGAAAGCUUUUACUGUGGUGCAGACCUGGAGGAAGAGAUGGCUGCUCUGGCUAGAUGCUGUCUGGAUCCUUCUCUCUAGUAGUACAAGAACCUUAAACCACUGGAAUAUGGACAGCAAAUCCUGUCACUCUGGGCACCGGUGAAAACCUGUUUCAGCUGGGGAUAGAGAAAAGGAUGGCGUCCCGUGCAGAGUGCCGGCCUCUGGGAGUGUUUGAGUGUGAACUCUGUGCCUUGACAGCUCCGUACAGCUAUGUGGGACAGAAGCCCCCCAACACCCAGUCGAUGGUCCUCCUGGAGGAAAGCUAUGUCAUGAAGGAUCCCUUCACCUCCCACAAGGACAGAUUCCUGGUCCUCGGCUCGCGCUGCAGUUUGUGCUGCAGGCUGGUGUGUGUGGGCCCGGUAGGAGUGCAGCUUAUUCUACUCCAAGAGAUUCUGCCUCCCUUGUGUCCAGGAGAACAUCAGUGCUUUUCCUCAGGAAAUUCGGCAAGACUUGGAGAAAAGGAAAGCUCCAUCAAAGAGGACCCCCAGCCAGCCCGGUUCUCGGACGUGAGUGCAGCCAGGGCUGGGUCAUCGGGCAGCACCCUGCACAGAGCUCCUGGGCCAGCCUGCGCCAGGGAUGCUGCCGAGCUGGGAGCUGCCAUGCCUGGCCUUGUUUCUGGACCACUGGGAGCAGCACUGCAGCCCAGGGGAGCUGGAGUCCAGUUUGGAGCAGCCACAGGCCCAGGGAGCUGUAGCAAGAGGGUAGCCCAAAGGCAGAUGCCAGACAAGACACAGCCAGGAACCUGGCCAGGUGUCCCCACAUGCCCCUCAGGGCCCAGGCCUGAAUGAGUGCUGCUCAGAUGUGACUGAGAGGGAUGACCUCCUUCAGUGGGGCAGCUCCUAAGAGGCCACGUGCAGGUGCAGGUCAGGGGAGAUGCCACACUGUAUCGGGGCCAUGAUGCAUGGUAGGUGGCUGCAAUGGUCUCUCUGUAAGGAAAAUCACUGACAGCAGCUGCCUUCUGGAGCCAGUCUGGAAGGUCUAGAGGGGGAUAGAAUUUUUACUUCAUAUCCUUAUGUGAUACUUGGAAAAUGUUUUUAACCUUGACCAUGUAUUAUGUUUAUAAUUAAAAACCCAAAUAACCAGCUCAUGUAUGGAAAGGAAUCUUCCACUGAAACAUUUGGAUACCCGACAUUCUCCCUGGGCACUUGACCCGGCAGUGGUUGGGGUCUCCUGGGAAGCUGAGUACUGGCUUCUAGCCUUUCCAGUUCCCUCAGGCUCUGGCUUCAGCUCUGGCCCCUCCAUUCUGUCUUCCCCGACCCCAAGUCAGGAAUGCCGUGGGCUUCCUGCCCUCACCCCACACCUCAAGACCAUCCCGCUGCCUGCCUGUCUGCUUGCCCCGUGCCAUCUCAAACUCAGUCCUGGGUGCCUGUGAAGCCUGACCCCAUUGCCUGCCAGGGGUUCCUGCAGCACCCCCUCCUCCAGGCUCCCCAUCUCCUUGAAGCUUCCAGGGUAGCAGCUGGUGGGACACUGAUCUGUGAGCUCUGGAAUGUCUGCUUAGAGUUCUGAGAGGCAGGAACUGCUCUGUCUUUGAAACUACUCAAGGCCAACUGUCACAUGAAGGAAUGAAUAAAGAGUUUUUACUGACUUGUA
This is a messenger RNA of Chlorocebus sabaeus (green monkey), 1909 nucleotides long. RefSeq names its product cysteine rich DPF motif domain containing 1 (gene CDPF1). The record is from RefSeq and is a predicted model, not a curated record. NCBI's taxonomy places the organism in Eukaryota, Metazoa, Chordata, Mammalia, Primates, Cercopithecidae.